UCCAUAGUUAUGAAGAAAUUAAAAAAAAAAAAAAGAAAAAAAAAAAAAAGAAAAAAACUACACGACCUUUGCUGGGAAGAUGGGUCAGAAAACUGAGAACCGCAACGUCAAAACCUCAGUUUUAUUUUCUCAAAAGUCAAACCCUGAUACUCAAUCUGCCAUUAUCGAUAAUAUUCUUUCUCUCCGAAUUCCUCUCGAGUUUCCUUCAAAGGAAUCGAUAUGGGACUCUUUGAAAGCACCAGAUGGAUCAAUUGGGAGCUGGAGACGUACCCACUACCCCAAGACUUGGUCUUUCUUCCCUGUUUUGCUUUCCUCUUUGCUUCACUGCGUCUCUUUCUUGACAGAUAUGUCUUUGAGACGGUUAUGUUUGUUGCAGGCAUUAGGUAGACACCUGCUGGGACAUGCCUCGCAGAAAGUUGAGACUCGUGAUAAGAGGAAGAAAAUCAACAAAUUCAAAGAAUCUGCUUGGAAAUUUGUCUAUUUUUUAUCAGCAGAGCUUUUGGCUGUUUCGAUUACAUACAAUGAGCCUUGGUUCACUAAUACCAAAUACUUUUGGGUAGGGCCUGGCAAUCAGGUUUGGCCAGAUCAAAAAAUCAAAUUAAAAUUGAAGGGAUUAUACAUGUAUGCUGCUGGAUUCUACAUGUAUUCAAGUUUCGCUUUAGUUUUUUGGGAAACAAGGCGUUCUGACUUUGUGGUAUCAAUGGCUCAUCAUAUAGCAACUGUCAUUUUAAUCUUGUUGUCUUAUAUAUUUAGGUUUGCUCGAGUUGGUUCAGCCAUUUUAGCUAUCCAUGAAGGAAGUGAUGUGCUUUUAGAACUUGCAAAGAUGUCAAAAUACAGUGGCUUUGAAUGUAUGGCUAGCUCGCUCUUUGUUGUUUUUGUUUUAUCAUGGACAAUACUCCGGCUUAUUUACUUUCCAUUAUGGAUAAUUUGGAGUACCAGCUAUGAAGUUCUUUUGACGCUGGACAAGGAGAAGCAUAUGGUGGAUGGAUCAAUGUAUUAUUAUUUGUUUAAUACUCUUCUUAUUUGUUUGCUUGUUUGUCAUAUCUAUUGGUGGGUUUUGAUGAUUCGAAUGCUCAUAAAGCAAAUCAAAGCAAGAGGCAAGCUAAGUGAUGAUGUUCGAUCUGACUCUGAAGACGAUGACGAACAUGAAGAUUGACAAUGAAAGAAGAUGGACGCCCUGCUGAUGUGUAUAGUUCUACUAAAUUUUUUGCACAAUUGCUAAAGAGCUAUGUUCCUUUGACGGGUUUCCACAAUGCCAUUGUCCUACUUUUCUCAUGAAGAUGAACCUUGGAAUAAGCAUGCUGAUCAUGUUUGUUUCUCCUCAUACUCUCAUUGUUUGGUUUGGUUGUAUGCUUUGAUUCGUUCAUGACAAAGGGAAUGUAAAAGAAACUUGUAAAAAGUACUUCCAGGAAUUGGAAUAGAGGAUUGCUUGCUUUGAAUUCAA
Molecule: messenger RNA, 1444 nt
Organism: Ziziphus jujuba (common jujube)
Lineage: Eukaryota; Viridiplantae; Streptophyta; Magnoliopsida; Rosales; Rhamnaceae
Product: ceramide synthase 1 LOH3
Exons: 6
Coding region: 80-1156 (358 amino acids)
Biological process (GO): ceramide biosynthetic process
Cellular component (GO): membrane; endoplasmic reticulum
Molecular function (GO): sphingosine N-acyltransferase activity
Source: RefSeq, a predicted model, not a curated record